AUGGCUAGAGCAUGGCUCGGGCAAGACGGGGAGUGGGAAAUCGACGCUGGUGAAGUUAUUGUACGAGCAAAAGAAAACCAAGGAACUACUUACUCAAUGAUCUGGAAACAUCCCGCCGUCUGUGGUCAAGUUCUUUUUUACGCUCUUGGUGUUGAUGAGCAAAAAUCUCAAGAGGGCCUUGUUCGAGCUCUUUUGUACCAAAUUAUUACUGCUGAACCCACCCUCAUCCCAACAUUACUCCCCAACAUGUGGCAGGAGGCACAAAUAUCAGAGUACAUACAACUGUCGCUCCCAUCUAUAGGAGAAUCAGCAGGAGCAUUCUCCAUUCUACACAAAGCGCUGGGAAUAUCACGCAAAUUUAAUUUCUUCAUUGAUGGCCUAGACGAGUUCGCAGGAAAUCCCGUGCACGCCGUUCUGUGUAUUGAGCGACUUGUGUUGAACGAGAAUAUUAAAGUUCUCGUCUCCAGUUGGUUACUUUCUGCAUGUGUCCAGGCAUUUUCACAUAAUCCCACACUUCAACUACAAGAGCUUACUUUACAAGAUAUUUUCACCCAUGUAAACGAUGCUAUCGGUGCCGACCCGUACUAUCAGGUCCUCAGUUCUCUCGAGGGGCAAAAGGCAAAUGGAAUUCUCUAA
This is a messenger RNA of Truncatella angustata, 636 nucleotides long. RefSeq lists its product as uncharacterized. The coding region runs from base 1 to 636 and encodes 211 amino acids. The record is from RefSeq and is a predicted model, not a curated record. Lineage: Eukaryota; Fungi; Ascomycota; Sordariomycetes; Amphisphaeriales; Sporocadaceae. The transcript has a single exon.